Molecule: messenger RNA, 2052 nt
Organism: Cyprinus carpio (common carp)
Lineage: Eukaryota; Metazoa; Chordata; Actinopteri; Cypriniformes; Cyprinidae
Product: transcription termination factor 4, mitochondrial-like
Exons: 2
Coding region: 605-1555 (316 amino acids)
Biological process (GO): regulation of DNA-templated transcription; G protein-coupled receptor signaling pathway
Cellular component (GO): membrane
Molecular function (GO): G protein-coupled receptor activity; double-stranded DNA binding
Source: RefSeq, a predicted model, not a curated record
UUCAAAAUGAAUAAAAACCAUUUCAUUCAGCAAAAUUACCUAUGUAUUUUUUUUCCAGAUAUAUGAUGGUAGCAUUUCAUGUUUUGCAUAAAUGACCUAACAUAUACUGUUUACAGGCUGGUGGUCAUGACAACAUUUUUGUAUAUUAUUUGUUUGUUUAAACUUCCCUCUCUUUUAUUGCUUUAUAAGCUUUUACCUCCGGAUAUGAGGUGAAUAGUAGUGUCAAGGGACAUUGAGGUAAUAAUGGUGUUAGUGUUAGUUUAUCUGAACGGCUGUUAUGGGGAGGGUCAGCAUAAUUUACACCAAAUGCUGAGUAACUAUGGAGAGCUGAAAGAGUGUUAGUGCCGUGCGAUCGUUUACGGAUCUGUGCGCAUCAGUGGAACGCCUGCUCUCUGAUAACAAGGAUAGAGUCAGGAGGUAUUGAUUUGGGGGCGACAUUAGUUUAAUGGAGGCCUGGAUGGAAGCAAGAGUUACACAUGUGGAUGUGUGGAACAGGUAAAGAAGCCGGAUAUAUGUGCUCCACCAUUCCAGUCUCAGCAUACAGAGGAGCUAUUGUUCUUCAGCCUAACGCUUUCUCUCAUUAGUGUGGUGCUGGACUCCAAACAUGAAUCAGUCUUUUAUUGUUAAAAUCUCUGCGGAUUGGUACAACAUAACGGAGAGCAGACACAUGAAGCUGUUCCUCAUCCCUACAGUUCUGCUCACCUCUGUCACGUUGCUGGUCAACCCCAUUCUUUCCCUUUGCAUACUGUGUUUUCCUUCGCUACGUCAAGAGAACCGCUACCUGCUCCUUGCUAACAUGCUCUUCGCUGAUAUGCUCUUCCUCGCCAUAAACCUUGCGAUGGUCUCCUGCAACUCCAUGGGCCUGCACAUGCCCCACUGGUUGUGUGAGUUCAUGAUGGUGAGCAUGGUAAUGACAUACAGCACCUCAGUGCUCACCAUCACAUUGAUGGUUGUCGACACGUAUGUGGCGGUACGGUGGCCGUUACGUUACAAAGAGAUUCUUCCACCAUCUCGGGCUAGGAAGAUAAUCAUGAGCUUGUGGGUGAUGGCCACAGUGUGUCCCGUCUCUUUGCUAGUGAUGUUUGAGGUGUUGAUGGGCCAGAACAAGCAGAGCCGUCCAGUGUGUUUAGUGUUGAUUGCGCUGCACUCGUUGGAACAGAAGAAGGUUGGCGUUCAUUCAUACUUCAUCAUUGCCAUCAGCCUCUGCACUGUUCUUACUGUGUACUGUUACAUCCAUCUCUACAUCAUCACCAAGACUUCUGGGAUAUGGCGUAGUCGGUACUCUCGUGCACGUAUGACACUUCUGGCGCACGUUCUGUUACUCAUGAUGUAUUUUGUACCCACGUUGGUCUUUGCAGUCGAGCUGGCUCUUUUAAAGCAAGAAAGCUUGGAGGAUGUGGGAGUGUGGAUUAACUUGGUGAACAUGUGCGUGUUGAUGUUGUUGCCACGCUGUUGCACACCUUACCUGUACAUCCUGCGCUAUCGCGAGAUUUACAAGACUAUCCAGCACGUGUUGUGGAAGAAGAGACACCAAAGUCAGAGGAGUGCAGCCUAGAACUGCACUUGAAGUAAAGCAAGCCUGCAAAAUAACUGUGUCUGGUUGCUCUGCCGUUGGAGGUUUUUUUUGCAGAAGAAGGAAUUUAAAAGACUCCUGAGCCAGAAAGAGAUAUCAAAAGAUAUAUUUUAUAUUUUAUUAUUCACUUUAGUAUAUUCAGUUAAAGCAUUUUAAUGUUUCAAUUGUUUUUAUAUUUUCAUAUCUAGACUGAAGACUGAAUGUGCUGUUAUUCAUCAUAACAAAAUUAUAUAAUGUGCAACUGGGUAAAUCUAACAAAGAAAAGUCUAGGUUACUAAGACUUAAUUACAAAUAUAUAUAUAAAAUAAAAUAGGCUUGAUUUUCUUCAUGUAAAAUCUGCAUUUCUUGACUAUUUUUUUGAGAUUUCCCCAGUGAUAAAAAGAUGUUGUUAUUCAUGACCACAAAAUUGAUUCAAACUGCAAAGCAGUGGUCGAUGCUGUUUUGUUCUCUUGGUAAGGUAAAUAAAUAUACAUUUCAGA